UUGUGGAGCUAUCAGAUACUCAUCACAUUCGCAAAACUCCACACAGCUACCGGAGAACGUGUGAGCAUUCGAGAAAAUAAUCUAGGAACAGAAAAUGGCAGAACUUGCUCGAAGGCGCUGGGAAGACCGGCAGCGGCAACAAGAAGUUGUGGAGAAUUAUUGUCGCGUUUGCAUGAUCGUGGCGCCGCAGCUCGAAGAACCGUUGCGGACGCCAACUCCAGCCGAGUUCUAUUCGAAUAUUCAGAUCGACGACGACUCGGGCGAUGAGCAGUGGUCGGAAAAUAUUCAUCCCCGCGAGCGAACUACUUGUCUUUCCUAUGAGAGCACUCUUGUCGUCGUCAAUGCGCUCGUGGAAGCAAGAUGCCCAGAACUGAGGGAUCACUUCAGGAUGCUGCGAGAACUGGAUCAGGAGCUCGUCGAUCUUGUUCACGCGCCGCUAGAAGAGAACUUGUCGCCAAAUGAGGAUCUCGAAAUGCUGCAAAAUGUCUUUCCAGAUGCAAGACAAAGUCCGUUGCGUAUGGAGGACAUGAUUGCGGCAACCCCACGGUUAAGGUGAUUGGUCGAACGCCCAUACCCGAUGACGGAUGAAGGAAUCGGUACAUAUCUCACGCAACACACCGAACUCUCGUUGCACUCGCGACGUGGUGCAUACAUACAAGCAAAUCACAGUUCAUACCGUACCCCUCCACGCCUGCCGGUGUCUUUAUCCUUUAGCAUUGCAGAGACUUCGAGCAUCCGCCUCUUCGGGCAGCUUGAGCUGCCAUCCUGGUCAUGCCCUGAAGAAGUUCGCACUGCUCGUAUGUUGGGGCGUAUGAAUGAGGGAGUGGAAGGCGAUGCUUCGCAGAAUACAAAUCUUUGAGUUCUUGGCGCACGUACUAUCGGGUGAUG
Cercospora beticola is the source of this 888-nucleotide messenger RNA. RefSeq lists its product as uncharacterized. Lineage: Eukaryota; Fungi; Ascomycota; Dothideomycetes; Mycosphaerellales; Mycosphaerellaceae. The record is from RefSeq and is a predicted model, not a curated record.